UUGUAUUGUCAGUUUUGUGAACAAGAGUACAUUGUUGAGUCUAUAGGGCAGGCCAGUCAUGGAUGGCUAGAAUAUCGUAGCAGGGUUUGCUAUGCAGGGGUGUGCCUAACUGAUCGUGAAGUAACGAAUACGAAACAAGCACGAGUCACCAAUGGAAUCAAAGACACUAGUCUUUUCCCAGGUAAAACUUCCACUAUUUUUUUCAAAAUUGGACAGGAAUGCUCUAGAUACAAUGGGUAUGAGGUUUCCGGUGUUGUCGAAGCAUUUGGAAGUGAGAGUAUACCAGAAGAAUAUGACCUCAAAGUUGGAGAUAAAGUUAUAGUAUGGCCUACGGAUGAAAUGUGUAGUCAUGGGUAUGCUGAUUAUGUAGCCGUCCCUACUCUACAUUUUCUUGUGAAAAUCCCAGACUCACUUUCAAUGCACGUCGCAUCAAUCCUUCCUGCUGGUGCUACUUGGGCUCUGAGUGCUGUUCUUCAGGCUCGCCCUAUUGUCGAAGCAUUCUCACAGUCGAAGGGCUUCUGCAACGUUUUGGUUGUUGGAGCUGGUGGUCUUGGUCUUUGGCUGCUCAAACUUGCGAAACACUUUCUUGUGGCGCAGCAUGACAGAGGAAGCAUGGAACAGCUGAAAAAUCUAGUUCAUCUGAUCGCUGGUGGCCAGAUUGAAGCACCUGAUUACCGAGUUUAUCCAAUGAAUCAGGCUUCCCAGGUGCUGCCGUUGGCACUACUGGAACCUCUGAUUUUAUUUGUGUUCACUUGUAGAACACUUUCAUUGAGCGUACUGAAGCAAUUAUCAAUGUCGGAAGUUGAAGGACGAGCCAUUUUGGAGGUUUGCGAUCCUGAGGCAGCUCUGGACCCUUCGAAGGCUGCAGCUGAUAAAGAAUGA
Strongylus vulgaris is the source of this 882-nucleotide messenger RNA. The record is from the annotation of a GenBank genome assembly. NCBI's taxonomy places the organism in Eukaryota, Metazoa, Nematoda, Chromadorea, Rhabditida, Strongylidae.